AUGAAACAAUAUCAAUGCUUAACAAAAAACUCUUCUUUAGCCUCAGCAAUCUAUGUACCAUUCUACCCGGGUCUACAAGUCAGCCCGUAUCUAUGGAACGGGUCCAGCCCAUCAGUAAGGGAUUCAGGAGCCCUAGAUUUUAUAUCAUGGGUAAAAGAACAACCCGAAUGGAAUCGGGUAAUGGGUAAAGAUCAUUUCUUCAUAGUAGGAAGAAUUAAUUGGGAUUUUAACAGAUUCGAUUCUGUUCAUGGUUGGGGUUCAAAACUUCUAACAUUACCCGAAUCCAAAAACAUGACAGUAUUAUCCAUCGAAACAAAUUACCCAAAUGAAAACGAAUUUGCUGUUCCAUACCCAACAUAUUUCCACCCCUCUAAUGUUCUAGAACUUCAUCAAUGGCAGGAAAAGGUCCAGAGUGUUCCAAACAGAACCUUCCUAUUUGUUUUUGCUGGAGCUCCAAGACCCGGAAAUGGCGGGUCUAUCCGGACCCAGUUGAUAAAUCAGUGUAAAAAAGCAUCUAAUAGUUGCACAUUAGUUCAUUGUUCACAAAACGAUGAUUUAUGCAGUACACCCACACAUAUUAUUGAUGUAUUUAUGGAUUCCCAUUUUUGCCUGCAGCCUGCAGGGGAUUCUUAUACUCGUCGUUCUACUUUUGACUCGAUUUUGGCGGGUUGUAUACCCGUAUUUUUUCACCCACAAUCUGCUUAUAAGCAGUAUAUUUGGCAUUUACCAGAAAAUUAUACAAGUUAUUCUGUAUUUAUACCAGAAGAUGGGAUUAGAAAUGGGAGUAUAAGUGUUGAAAAGGUGUUGUCUGAGAUUUCUGAGGAGAAAGUAAUAGGAAUGAGAGAAGAGGUGAUUAAGUUGAUACCAAGAAUUGUUUAUGCUAAGAAUAAAUUAGAGGGAUUUGAAGAUGCAUUUGAUAUUUCUAUUAAGGAAGUUCUUAAGAGGAUUCAAAAUUAUAAGGAUUUGAUUUGA
Amaranthus tricolor (Joseph's coat) is the source of this 972-nucleotide messenger RNA. RefSeq names its product xyloglucan galactosyltransferase KATAMARI1 homolog. Lineage: Eukaryota; Viridiplantae; Streptophyta; Magnoliopsida; Caryophyllales; Amaranthaceae. The coding region runs from base 1 to 972 and encodes 323 amino acids. The transcript has a single exon. Gene Ontology annotation, molecular function: glycosyltransferase activity. The record is from RefSeq and is a predicted model, not a curated record.